This is a messenger RNA of Solea senegalensis (Senegalese sole), 2595 nucleotides long. Its product is annotated as synaptogyrin-1-like. Gene Ontology annotation, cellular component: neuromuscular junction; synaptic vesicle membrane. Lineage: Eukaryota; Metazoa; Chordata; Actinopteri; Pleuronectiformes; Soleidae. Bases 373 to 1080 code for a protein of 235 amino acids. The transcript is spliced from 4 exons. The record is from RefSeq and is a predicted model, not a curated record.
UUUAAGCGUGCGCGCCCCCGCUCCGUGUUUUUUCCUGUGUGUGUGUGUGUGUAAAUCUCUCACUCUGAGGCGUGACAACAGAGGCGCGUUCACGUGUUCGCCACAGCCGGCUACUGCGCUGGAGAAGGCAUCACCAAAACACUGUCGAGCUGCUUCCUCGGCCCGGACCGCGAAGAGGACGAGAGGGGAUUUGGAGGUUAAAUUGAAACCAGCAGAACCAGGAGGGAGACUAGCCUACAGAGACAUCCAUCGGUGCAGCAGCAGCAGCAGCAGGAGGAGGCAGAUCCGGAGCCUGUGCCUCAACAGCAGCCACAGCAGCAGCAGAGAGGAGAGGAUAGGAGAGGAGGACCAGAGAGGAGAAGGAGGAGGACCAUGGAGGGGAUGCAGGCAUACGGGGCCGGGAAAGCCGGUGGAGCCUUCGACCCCGUCACCUUCUUCCAGCAGCCUCAGACCAUUCUCCGCAUAGUGUCUUGGCUCUUCUCCAUCGUGAUCUUCGGCUGCAUCGCCAACGAGGGCUACAUCAACCGGCCCAGUGGAAAGGAGGAGUUCUGCAUCUUCAACAGCAACCAGAACGCCUGCAACUACGGCGUCUUCAUGGGCUCCAUGGCCUUCCUCUGCUGCAUGGCCUUCCUGGCUCUGGACGUCUACUUCCCCCAGAUCAGCAGCGUCAAAGACCGCAAGAGGGCUGUGCUCGCUGACAUCGGGGUGUCGGCCUUCUGGGCGUUCAUGUGGUUUGUGGGAUUCUGCUUCCUGGCCAACCAGUGGCAGGUGACCAAUCAUGAGGAGAACCCACUGAGGGAGGGAGGCGACGCUGCCCGGGCGGCCAUCACCUUCUCCUUCUUCUCCAUCUUCACCUGGGCGGGCCAGUCCUUCCUGGCCUUCCAGAGGUACAAGCUGGGGGCCGACUCGGCCCUUUUCUCCCAAGAAUACAUGGACCCCAGCCAGGAUGCAGCUGGAGCUCCCUACACCUCCUUUGGUGGGGAUGACCUGGAAAGCCCAGGAGGAGGAGGAGGAGGAGGCCAGGCCAACAGCGACGGUGCCUUCGACGGCACUGGCGGCUACCAGCGCCAGGACUACUGAGAUGUCGGAAGGGGUUAUAAAUCUCUAUUGGGAAAGGUUCUGGAUGAUGUUGCCUAAAGUUUUUCAUUUAGAGCAGUUUUUAUUGUUUCUUUGGGUCAACCAUGUGGAAGUCUACCCGGCACCAGUUGGUUAUUUUGACCUAAUAUUUACCCAAUAAACGGUUACAAAUGGAUCAUUAAAAACUUGUCUAUCAAUUAAAAACUGCAAAGGGUACACAUCAAUGUCAGUUUAAGUGAGAUCUUUACAAUGUUCUACUUAAAGAAACACAAUGUAGGUUUGCUCAACGUUACUGGUGAACUUCUAAUGUACAAACAACCAUUUAAAGAAGAAUGUAGUUCUUUUGUGACAUAGACCUGAAACAAGAAGUUACAUCGUGCCGAUACGGGCCAUGCAGGUCUGCACAGGCUUUGACAGUGGUGCCAAUCACCCCGUCGUUAGUUGAUGUAUCAUCAAAAAUAAUCUCAGAGACAUUAUUUGAAGGUUGAAAUCCUACAUUGUGCCGCUUUAAGGUAAGAAAGAAAUGACACUAUAUGGCUACAUUCAGAUUAUAAGGCUGAAGUGACCCAUAAUCUGAUGAUUUCUUUCUGGAGGACAAUGUUAUCCCUAGAGGAGAUAAAUCGAGGUACAUCAUAUCUAACAAUAUAAUACCAACUGGUCUCACAAACGUGGUGUUUUCUGAAGCUAACACAGCCUAACAUUGGGUUAAAACAGAGCAGUAUUGUGUCAGUUUUGACCCAGAUAUGUUAUUUUCUACAUGCAGGGAAUUAUGCAUUUAACAGAUGCCCUUUACCAAGUGUAGACCAGGGGUUCCCAAUCCUGAUCCCAGGGAGCCUACUGCCCUGCAUGUUUUAGAUGUUUCCCAGCUCCUACACACCUGAUUCAAGCGAAACAUCUAAAACAUGCAGGGCAAACAACAGAAUUCAGGUCAGGCAGCUUUCCAGAUUUGUUUGGUUAGAGACGGGUAAAAGUAAAGCGCAGGUUUAUGUGUGAGUCGGUGGAAGGGGAAGUCAGGGAAGAGGUUGUUGGAUGGCGGAGAAACUGGGUUUCGAUUAGGGAUCUUAGGGAGGUGUUUAGAAAGAAGUGGUGCUGUCAGGUGUUGGUCACAGGGCAGCAGAUGCAGGUCCUCAGUGUCAGUCAGAGAAACGAUCAGACACACAUGCAAACACAGGUCCAGAGCGUAUUGAUUGAUACAAGACGCAAGUUUUUGCUGACGAAAUCCCUUAGAGGUGCAUUAAAGGAUUCCAGUAUUGCAUUACAACGGGCAACUCAUCCCCUCGACUGUGAAAUGGGAGUGUGUUUGUAUGUGUUGAAAACAAAAUGUCUUCUCUUCCUGUUUUUUUUUUUGCUUUUAUUGCUGCGUGGAAGUCUGUGUUUUCCCGAAGAACCCCCCCACACCCACCACCACCUUUGUUUUCUUUCCUCAAAUGUUGCCUUAGUGCUGACUGCCAAGCGAAAUCCAAUGAACACAGGGCAAAAUGUCUACCCAACACACACAUGGUCACAGAAAUUGAAUUU